This is a messenger RNA of Mus pahari (shrew mouse), 3943 nucleotides long. RefSeq names its product mediator complex subunit 17 (gene Med17). Gene Ontology annotation, molecular function: transcription coregulator activity. NCBI's taxonomy places the organism in Eukaryota, Metazoa, Chordata, Mammalia, Rodentia, Muridae. The transcript has 12 exons. Bases 105 to 2054 code for a protein of 649 amino acids. Gene Ontology annotation, cellular component: core mediator complex; mediator complex. Gene Ontology annotation, biological process: regulation of transcription by RNA polymerase II. The record is from RefSeq and is a predicted model, not a curated record.
UUCCUCCCGGCGGCCGCGUCGGGCUUGCGGGAAGCCUGGUCCAGCCUUCCGUGUCCGCGCUCGGCUCCGAGUCUCCGUGGAGUCGCCCGCGGGCCGCCGCCAGCAUGUCGGGCGUGCGAGCCGUGCGCAUCAGCAUCGAGUCGGCCUGCGAGAAGCAGGUGCAGGAGGUGGGCCUCGAUGGCACCGAGACGUACCUGCAGCCGCUGUCUAUGUCGCAGAACCUGGCGCGCCUGGCGCAGCGCAUCGACUUCAGCCAGGGCUCCGGCUCCGAGGAGGAGGAGGCGGCGGGGCCGGACGGCGAUGCGCCGGACUGGGGGGGCGCGGGCGCCGACCAGGACGACGACGAGGGGUUGGUAAAAUUCCAACCUUCUCUGUGGCCUUGGGACUCUGUGAGGAACAAUUUGCGAAGUGCCCUUACAGAGAUGUGUGUUCUCUAUGAUGUCCUCAGUAUUGUCAGGGACAAAAAGUUCAUGACUCUGGACCCUGUCUCUCAGGAUGCGCUUCCUCCCAAACAGAGUCCACAGACAUUGCAGCUGAUCUCCAAGAAGAAGUCCCUUGCUGGAGCAGCUCAAAUCCUACUGAAGGGGGCAGAAAGGCUGACCAAGUCAGUGGCUGAGAACCAGGAAAACAAGCUCCAGCGAGACUUCAAUUCUGAGCUCCUGAGACUGCGGCAGCACUGGAAGCUGAGGAAGGUGGGCGACAAGAUCCUGGGUGACCUGAGCUACAGAAGUGCAGGUUCUCUCUUCCCUCAUCAUGGUACCUUUGAAGUGAUAAAGAAUACAGACAUUGACUUGGAUAAGAAGAUACCAGAAGAUUACUGUCCUCUAGAUGUCCAGAUCCCUAGUGAGUUAGAGGGGUCUGCAUAUAUCAAGGUUUCUAUUCAGAAACAGGCUCCAGACAUUGGUGAUCUUGGCACGGUUAACCUUUUUAAGAGACCUUUGCCCAAAUCCAAGCCAGGUUCCCCACACUGGCAGACAAAAUUAGAAGCAGCACAAAAUGUUCUUCUUUGUAAGGAAAUUUUCGCACAGCUCUCCCGGGAAGCCGUUCAGAUUAAGUCUCAGAUCCCUCACAUUGUGGUGAAAAACCAGAUCAUCUCUCAGCCCUUUCCAAGUUUGCAGUUGUCCAUUUCUCUGUGCCACUCCUCAGAUGAUAAGAAGUCGCAGAAGUGUGCCACUGAGAAGCCUGGGCAAGAGGACCACCUCUAUGUCCUGGAGCACAACUUGCACCUGCUGAUCAGAGAGUUUCAUAAACAGACCUUGAGUUCCAUUGUGAUGCCACACCCAGCGAGUGCUCCCUUUGGCCACAAGAGGAUGAGACUCUCAGGUCCUCAAGCUUUUGAUAAAAAUGAAAUUAAUUCAAUACAGUCCACAGAAGGACUCCUAGAAAAAAUAAUUAAACAGGCAAAGCAUAUUUUUCUAAGGAGCAGAACUGCUGCAGCCAUUGACAGCUUGGCAAGUCGCAUCGAGGACCCCCAGAUCCAGGCCCACUGGUCGAACAUCAAUGAUGCCUAUGAGUCUAGUGUAAAAGUUUUGAUCACAUCUCAGGGUUAUGAACAGAUCUGCAAGUCCAUCCAGCUACAGUUGAACAUUGGUGUUGAGCAGGUCCGUGUUGUGCACAGAGAUGGGCGGGUGAUCACGUUGUCUCAUCAGGAGCAGGAGCUACAGGACUUCCUUCUGUCUCAGAUGUCACAGCACCAGGUGCAUGCGGUUCAGCAGCUUGCCAAGGUUAUGGGCUGGCAGGUCCUCAGCUUCAGUAAUCAUGUGGGACUUGGACCCAUAGAGAGCGUUGGCAAUGCCUCCGCCAUCACAGUGGCCUCGCCAAGUGGAGACUAUGCCAUUUCAGUUCGUAAUGGACCUGAGAGUGGCAGCAAGAUUAUGGUUCAGUUUCCCCGUAACCAGUGCAAAGACCUUCCGAAGAGCGAUGUUUUACAAGACAGCAAGUGGAGUCAUCUCCGAGGACCAUUCAAAGAGGUUCAGUGGAACAAGAUGGAAGGCCGAAACUUCGUUUAUAAAAUGGAGCUGCUUAUGUCUGCCCUGAGCCCCUGUCUGCUGUGAUUUUUUUCUCCAGAGCAAGUUCCAGAAAUACUGACUUGCAUGUUUGCAGAUCAGCUAUAAGCACAAGGGAGAGAUGUCUUCCAUAUAAGUACCGAGCGCAGACUCAUGUGCACUGGUGCUCCAGUCUUUCACGGGAGCCCUGUUUAAAAGUUACAUGUUUACUUUGCGAAUUCUCUCACUUUAUAAGUGACGAGUACUUUGGAAUGAAAAAAAUGUAUGUACAGUUAUAGUAUGCAAUAUGGGGAGAUGUAAAAUAGUACAUUUUUUAUACAGCUAAUCUGAAAAUAUUACUAACUUAAGGGCUUGAAUUUGCUUUUUUUUUUAAUUCCAUCUUUAAUGUUAACAUAAACUUUAUGUUUAAAAAAUCUCCAAGUAUUUUGUGAAUUUCUCAUAACCCAUAUGAGCUGUGUAAUCAGCUGCCCCUGCUGUUUCUUUAAAAAUCACCGAAGAAAUCUUACAAGCAGAUUCACUGACCACACACCAGGCCCUGUCCCUGAAGUUCACCAAGAUCACUAACAGUAGUCUCCCCUAGUACUUGGGGCUCUUGGGGCAUUUGGGAUGGGAAGUGCCUUUGUAGCCAUCUUCCUCACCUGGGUCUUCAUGAGUAGGUUAAGAACUUCCUCAAAAAGCAGAGGAAACCAAAAAACGUAUCAUUGUACAGUCUGUUUUCCCUGUUGGUAGUCACUGCCUAGACCUGACUGCAUUCCACUUGAAAUUUGACAAAUUGAGAUAUAAAGGAGAUGUGCCAAGUGUGACAACUCACACCUCUAACCCUAGGACGGGGGUGAAGACGGGAGAUCGAGUUCAAGUUCAGCCCGAUCUGCAUGAAUUCCAGGCUAUCUGGGGCUACAUAGGAAAAACCUUGUUUCAAAGUUUAAAAAAAGCAUUGUAUUCAUGCUAUGGAUUAUGUUUGCAAGGGGGAAAGAGUAAAAUUUAAUAGGGACAGACAUGAAGUCAGGUAAUGCCUCAUUAUACACAUGAGGAAAAAGGAGACAGGUCAUGUGUAUAAUGGAGUCCGUGGGCUGAGGUGGAGCCCAGCGGGAGGAUGCUUGCCUAGCACUCAUGAGCGAGCACCCAGAUUCAAGCUCCAGAGUUACAGAGAGAAAAGGGCGUUGGGGAUAUGAUUGCUGGGAUGUGUACUGUAAUGUAUAGACAUGUUUAUGUGUGUCUAGAAAGGACUGUGUGCUCUGAAAAGUGAGACUGGGGAGAGGGAACUUGCACUGUACUGGGGACUUGUGUAUCUUGACUUUUCAAGAAGCAUUAUUUUUUGCAAUUAGAGAUUCUUGAAAGGCAAGAGAAAUCAUGACUCCAGCAGUCCUUAAGGAUUGGCAGCAGAGAUGGUGGUCACAUGCAGAAUCACAUAUAUUGACAAUCCACCGCUCUUCUGAGUGAAACUUGAUGAAGUUGUGGUAACAGUAGUUUCUCAGUUAAUUCUAGAGGUGUCUGAUGUCAGGAAACAGCAUAAUAAGCCAAUUCUGAUACAUGACAGCUGGAGGAAUGAGCCUUCAUUGCCCUGGUACCACUCAAGGCAACUGCAACUGAGACAUAUUCCUGAAGGUCACCUGUGGUUCUUUGAAUGAUUGGCCCCCAUUGACCCAUAGGGAGUGGCACUAUUAAGAGGUGUGACCUUGCUGGAGGAAGUGAGUCACUGUGGGGAUGGGCUUUGAGGUCUCAUGCUCUUAUGCACCUCGUGUACAGUUUCUCCUGCUGCCUUGCGACCAAGAUGUAGAACUUCCAUGUCCAGCUGUCUGCCUAUAUGCUGCCAUGUUAUCUGCCAUGAUGAUAAUGGACUCGACCUCUGAAACUGUGAGCCAGCCCCAAUUAAAUGUUUUGCUUUGUAGGAGUUGCUCUGGUCAUGGUGUCUCUUCACAGCAAUAAAACCCUAAGAC